Messenger RNA from Lasiosphaeria miniovina, 1032 nucleotides. RefSeq lists its product as uncharacterized. The record is from RefSeq and is a predicted model, not a curated record. NCBI's taxonomy places the organism in Eukaryota, Fungi, Ascomycota, Sordariomycetes, Sordariales, Lasiosphaeriaceae. The coding region runs from base 1 to 1032 and encodes 343 amino acids. The transcript has 6 exons. Gene Ontology annotation, molecular function: oxidoreductase activity.
AUGGCCGCCGCCAUUGCAUUCAUCCACAUGAGCACCGCGGGGUGCAAUCUGGGUUCGCAGAGCCGCAUGCCAGAGGAGAGAGGGAAAGGCAUGGAUCCCUCGCACCCAAUAGAGAAACGACGAGACCACCAGGCUGCACGAACCCUGCUGGACUCCCAAAUCCACGCCCUCAACCUCCCCACCGUCCAGCCCGACUCUUUCAACUACCUCGCCCCGCUGUCCCUGUACCAACGGGAAAAGCCGUACAAAUGCCAGCUGCCGGGGCCCUGUUUCGGCAAGGACGCCCGGAUGAACAACCUGGUAUCGCAAAACUACCCCACCGUCAUCUCCAACGUGGCCGGACACGAGGGCUUAUUCACGCUGGACCAGUCGGGCUUCGAGUUUGCCCGAUGCUCCCUCGCCAGCGGCGUGGGGGUUGACUCGCAGUGGUCCGACGACAGCGUGGUCAACGGGUAUUUGCCCGACCUGGCGCAGUGGCUGAAGACGCGGCUGGGGUGUCGCGACGUCUUUUGCUACGCCUACAAUUUUCGCCGGCACGGAACCGACCACCUCCAAGCCGUGGGAAAGGGGUUGGCGUACGAUGUCAAGCCGCCGUUCUUUCGCGUCCACUGUGACGCAUCGGAAGCAACCUGUCUCGAACGCCUGCGACUCUACUUUCCCGGCUCCUACACCACCAUCCUGCAAUCCCGCGUCCGGUUUCUCAACAUCUGGCGCCCCAUCUCCCCCGCCCCCGUCGAAGACUGCCCCCUGGCGCUCUGCGACUUCCGCACCGUCGACCACGCUGACCUGGUGCCCAUGGACAUUGUGUAUCCCCACUUUGUGGACGAGGCAUAUGAAGUGCAGUACAACCCGGCGCACCGGUGGUUCUACAAGAAGGGAAUGGAACAGGAUGAUGUCGUGGUGUUUAAGCUUUUUGAUAGCUUGAAGGGAGAGGCGACGGUGUGUCCGCAUUCGGCGUUUGUGAAUCCGGAGGCGAGGCAGACAAAGGUGAGGAGAGCGAGUAUCGAGGUCAAGGUUAUUGUGGUGGGUUAG